UGACCCUCCCCUUGCAAACCCACUGCCACAAACACUUUGAAGGCAGCCUUGAGCAGGCUCCUCUACCGCUGGCAGCUCGACGCUGUGCCACUCACUGCAAAGUUUUGUUUUAAAACUUCAGGCAACUUUUUUUUCCACAGCCGAACCCUGGAGUUUCUCCGUUCUCCGUCCGCCUUCCUGCAGCUGGGCGUUUUUCCAUCAGUGCGAGAUGUGACGAGAGUUCGCUUCCAGCCGGCCCGUUCUCUUUAAAAGCGUCAACUGAGUGAGGUCGCCUGCAUGUGGAACUAGGGGUGGGGUGGGGGGGGACUACACUGGUGGAGAGAGGAUUGUGUGUGUGCGUGGAGAAUGAGGGGCAGACAUCCCAGGCAUCGCCGACCCACUACAUAACAUGUCAGACACUCGCUCGCUGGGUUUAAGCGGCUGGCUUCUAUGAAGCAUGCAGUCUCUGGGACUAGUCCUGGUGUUGGCACAUCUCCUUGCGACAGAUUUCUGUGUGGCCUUGAGUGUGGUUGUCACCCCGAGGCCGGUGGUGGAGUUCUCCGAGGGUCAGCGAGGGAGUCUAUUCUGUCGUGUCUCUCAGCAGAAAUGGAGAAACAGUUACCUGUCCCUGGUGUGGCUGCUGUCAAACCCGCAGCACACCAAUCAACGGAUCCUGAGACUGAAUCGGACAGGACACGUGCAAACGUUUCGUAACUGCAGGGAGGGCCACUGUGAGCUUCAGUUCUUCCAGCAAGGUGCGGCCAAGGUCUAUGUAUUGAUCAUCAACGAGUUUCGCAAUACUGACGAAGGGCACUACAGAUGUAAGGUCCAGGAAAUCGCAAACCUAAAUAGGAAGUGGCUGUCGAUAUCGAACGGAGACAAUGCCACAGAGGUGAAAGUGCGCCUACUGCAGACCACGACAAUGCUGGCCCCUCCGAGCACGACCCAAACCUGGACAGUCUAUGAAGAUUCUAUUCAGGAAACUUCCACUCUGCCGAUUGCCAGAAAACCGAAAGAAGAAUGGAAAAUAUUUGAAGUUUCAGAUCUGUAUCUUUACGUGACAAUGGUCUGCUCCGUGGGAAUCCUUUCCGUGGCCCUCUUUGCUGCCGUUCUCUUCUGUCAGAUUCUCUGGAACAGGAAGAAGAGGAGAGCAAGAAAAUACUUGACAAAAGGGCCCAACAGCAGUUCGGGAGCGAUGAUGUCGGCUGCUGGAAGCUCCUCCAUUUUCCAAAACAAAUCCAGGAUGAAAAAGUUUGCAGCCUGUGAUGCACCCCCGCCAGUGCCAAUGAAAAUACCAACAAGAGAGGUGUCAGCCAAGAGAAAGUUCUUGAAGAAACACGAUAGCAAAUCCAUUCUGCCACGGAUAGUGGAGGACAGCCUGACCUACGCUGAGCUUGAACUGAUGCCCACACAACCCAGUGCCCCACCUGUGCCCAGCUCCCCGGACCCCCAGAGACCCAACACCGUCUACGCCAAGAUCUUCUUUGCAAAAACCCAAAGUUAAUAAACUCCUUCACGGUUACGCUUGUGGCACAGUGACAUGGUGACUGUGGUUGAUGCCUCCACAUGUCUCCGGCCGUUGGUGGAACCUUUGUACACAAGGUGUGACUUUCCAUUGACAGUCUGGCACUAUCGAUGGGGAAGGACUGGGUCCAUCAUACACAAAGCUCAGCUCAAAGCCCGGCUGUGUGAAGGGUGAGAGACAUCUUGUCCAGCCUGGCCAUCACCACGUUGUGAUCUGUCGCUCUGUACUGUGGACCAACCCGUGUACAGGAUGGGGCUGUGCAGGAUAGUCAGGCUCAGGAACCACCUAAACCAGGGCAAGGAAAGGUGCUGGUGUGUUUGCAAGACAAUAGCAAUAAUUUAAUUACUGGAUGCUGACAACAAUGUUGAUGAUUUUGUGAAUGUGAGGAGCUGGAAGAGUGAACACGUGAUGGUGUGAAUGUAAACAUAUAUGUAGUUUGUUGCAUGUUUUACUACAAUAAAUGUCCUAUAAAUAUGCA
Molecule: messenger RNA, 1982 nt
Organism: Amblyraja radiata (thorny skate)
Lineage: Eukaryota; Metazoa; Chordata; Chondrichthyes; Rajiformes; Rajidae
Gene: vstm4a
Product: V-set and transmembrane domain containing 4a
Exons: 9
Coding region: 437-1483 (348 amino acids)
Cellular component (GO): membrane
Source: RefSeq, a predicted model, not a curated record